Drosophila grimshawi is the source of this 1137-nucleotide messenger RNA. RefSeq names its product NAD-dependent protein deacetylase Sirt6 (gene Sirt6). The transcript is spliced from 5 exons. The coding region runs from base 97 to 1119 and encodes 340 amino acids. Gene Ontology annotation, molecular function: NAD+ binding. The record is from RefSeq and is a predicted model, not a curated record. Lineage: Eukaryota; Metazoa; Arthropoda; Insecta; Diptera; Drosophilidae.
AGUCGAAGUUGUUCCUCUAUCAGUAGUAAACAUAAACAAACAUGUACAAAUAAAAACUAAAAAAUUGAAUCAAACAAUAAAAUAAAUAAAUAUACAAUGAGUUGUAAUUAUGCGGAAGGGCUGUCAGCAUACGAAAAUAAGGGCGUCUUAGGUGUACCAGAAAACUUUGACAGCGAAGAAAUUGUCAACCAAAAAUGCAAAGAGUUGGCAAAUUUAAUAAAAGAGUCGAAACAUGUUGUAAUCCACACAGGAGCAGGCAUUAGUACAUCGGCUGGUAUACCAGAUUUUAGGGGUCCUAAAGGAGUCUGGACGCUUGAGCAAAAAGGUGAAAAGCCUACUUUUAACAUAUCUUUUGACGAAGCACAGCCAACAAAAUCUCACAUGGCACUGCGGGCUUUAGUCGACCACGGAUAUGUUCAUUAUAUCGUCUCGCAAAACAUUGAUGGACUUCAUUUAAAAUCGGGACUUGAUCGCAAAUAUUUAGCGGAGCUUCAUGGCAAUAUUUUUAUUGAGCAAUGCCAAAAAUGUCGUCGACAAUUUGUUCGCCAAACUGCUGUGGAAAAGGUGGGUCAAAAACUAUUGGAUCUUCCAUGUAGAUCCAUUGAUAUGGACAAUAGUCGAAGUUGCCGUGGUGGAGUUAUGCACGACAAUGUCCUGGAUUGGGAACACGAUCUGCCGGAACGGGAUCUAGAUAUGGCAUUUAUGCAUUCCACAUUAGCUGAUCUUAAUAUUACACUGGGCACCACGCUACAAAUCGUUCCAAGCGGCAAUUUGCCACUUAAAAAUCUCAAACAUGGCGGUAAACUUGUCAUUUGCAACCUGCAACCAACAAAACAUGACAAGAAAGCAUUUUUAGGCAUAUCUAGUUAUAUUGACGAUAUAUUAACAAAAGUAUGCAAACGUCUGGGCAUAGAAAUUCCAGAUUAUUCCGAUGAAUCGGAUCCCACAAAGCAUUCCAACAUUGCAGAAUGGACUCUGCCACAAGAAUAUGUAAAAGCUUUGGACAAACUAUUCAAAGAACACCAGAAAAUUACAGCCAAGAAACGCGAAAACAGUUCUUUAAAAUGUAAACACUUAAUUGACGAAAAAUCAAUUAAAAAGCGAAAAUGCAGUGAAUAAAGAAUAAACUUACUUUUG